Molecule: messenger RNA, 499 nt
Organism: Pelodiscus sinensis (Chinese soft-shelled turtle)
Lineage: Eukaryota; Metazoa; Chordata; Testudines; Trionychidae
Source: RefSeq, a predicted model, not a curated record
GGCAAGGUGGCCCCCGUCGCCGGCAGCCUGGCUCACAAGCUGGCCCCGGGGCGGCUGCGGGAGCGCUGGGUCAUCCAGGCCAUGCAGGCGCUGGGCGUGGUGGCCGCGCUCUUCCUGGCGCUCUUCUGGCACCGCACGGCGGAGGUGGCCGGGGAGCCCCGCAGCCUGGCCUUCCUGCUCCUGGCCUUCCUCCUGGCCUUGGUGUGCUGCAACAUCCGGGCCCUGGCGGUGCGGCGCCCCUGCCCGCCCCUGCUGCAGAGCCCCGCCGGGGGGGCGCUCAUCGUGCUGUGCUGGGUGCUCUUCGUGGGGACGCUCUCCUACGUGAAGCUGAUGAUCGGCGUGAUCCUGCGGGACGAGGGGCGCAGCGCCCUGGUGUGGUGCGGGGCCGUGGUGCAGCUGGGCUCCAUGCUGGGGGCCCUCACCAUGUUCCCGCUGGUCAGCGUCCACAGCCUCUUCCGCGCCGGAGACCCCUGCAACACCCGCUGCCCCGGCUGAGCCG